This is a messenger RNA of Malaya genurostris, 1174 nucleotides long. It is a transcript of the gene Cpr64Ad, whose product is annotated as cuticle protein 21. The record is from RefSeq and is a predicted model, not a curated record. Lineage: Eukaryota; Metazoa; Arthropoda; Insecta; Diptera; Culicidae. The transcript has 2 exons. Bases 131 to 862 code for a protein of 243 amino acids. Gene Ontology annotation, cellular component: extracellular matrix.
CUAAAUUAAUCGAUGGGGAUUGCAAAUUUUUAAUUUUGUGUAUAAAAAGCUUGACAACUCGUUACAAGUGCAUCAGUUACUUCUUUGCUCUUUAUUUGAACAGUGUGAAAUAAAAUCCUAUAAGCUUACAAUGAGUUUGCUUAAAGUUGCAGUUUUCGCCGCACUAGCCCUUUGUGCUAGCGCCGAGCCUAAACCAAACCCAGGAGUUGUGGCGGCCCCAGUCGCCCCAGUGGCAUACUCAGCACCCCUAGUUCAAGCUCCAGUUUUCGCUAGAGCAUAUGCUGCCCCUGUAGCCUACAAUGCACUUUCUGCCCCAAUUGUUGCUAGAAGUUUCGCCGCUCCAGUUGCCGCUGCCUAUACUGCUCCAGUUGCUGCCGCUUACGCUACUCCAUUUGCUGCUCCGGUUGCCGCUGCAUAUUCUGCUCCUAUUGUAGCUGCACGUGCUGCCCCAGUAGUAGCGGCUGCUGCUGCCCCAGUAGUUGCUGCUCGUGCUGCUCCAGUUGUUGCUGCCGCUGCCCCGGUUGUUGCUGCCGCGGCUCCAGUUGUAGCUGCACGUGCCGCUCCCGUCGUUGCUGCUCCAGUUCAGGCUGAGUUCACGGAUUCUUAUCCACAGUACCAAUACGCAUACAACGUUCAGGACACUCUGACUGGUGACUCAAAAACUCAGGAAGAAACUCGUGAUGGUGAUAUUGUCAAGGGAUCAUAUUCUCUGAUUGAACCAGACGGUAGCCGUCGUAUUGUGAACUACUACGCCGACCCAAUCAACGGAUUCAACGCAGUCGUGCAAAAGGAUGUUCCAGUUGCAUUCGCAGCCAAGACCGUUGUAGCUCCUGCAGUCGCCGCUAAAGCCGUUGUAGUCUAGAAAUGCCCAUCCACUUCCAGGCCAGAACUAGGAUCAGUCUGAAUAUGCUGUGUAUAUAGGACCAAUUACCGAGUGUAAAUAGUUGAGAGGACUCCGGUUUCACCACCAAUGUGCAGCUUUAAGCAAUCACUCAUCUGUACAUAAUUUCCACUGUUGAAAAUCAUUUCUGCUUGAAGUCACGCACUAUGUACAGCUUCGUUUUAGGUAAUAAUAAAAAACACGAAAUUGCAACGCUUAUUUUACAAAAAAAAAUCUUCCUAGUUGUGUUUCAAUUAUAUUAUUUCAUUGUAUGGCAUACUCAAGUGAAAUCUA